AUGGGUUCUAAAAGUGCAGAGAAACCUCAUGCCCUGUGCAUUCCAUAUCCAGCACAAGGCCACAUUAACCCCAUGAUGCACCUUGCUAAGCUUCUCCAUGCUAGAGGCUUUUACAUAACUUUUGUCAACACUGAAUUUAACCAUGAGCGUGUUACUAGUUCAGGAGGAGCCAUCGAAUUGAAGCAUUUAGAGGAUUUUAACUUGGAAUCGAUCCCUGAUGGCUUGCCACCCGACGAUUGCCGGACCCAAGAAAGCCUUUUCGAUGCAACAACGAAGUAUUUCUUGAGUCCUUUCAAGGAUCUGGAAUUGGGCAUUGGUAUGGAGAUAAACAAUGAUGUUAAGAAGGAGGAUGUGGAAGAAUUGGUGAGGGAAUUGAUGGGAGGAGAGAAGGGUAAAGAGAUGCAGUUAAACGGCAAGAAAUUGAAGGAGAGCUCAAAAAGUGCUCUUCAAUUUGAAGUUAGCUCUUAUAACAACUUAGAGAGAAGCUUUUAUAAGAAUUCAUCCUCCUGUAAAUUGCAUGGAAGUGUGAGAUUUGUUUGUGCUUGUAUCGAUGAAAAUUUCUUGACUAACGGCGAUCUCGAAACAGUUGUGGAUUGGAUACCUGGCAUGGCGAAUAUCCGUCUAAGAGAUGUACCUUUCUUCAUUAGGACAACGAAUCUUAAUGAUCUCAUGUUUCAAUUUUGCACCGUUUAAUGCCGUGAUGCUCUCAAGGCUUCAGCUCUCAUUCUCAACACAUUCGAAGAUUUAGAGAAACCUGUUCUCGAUGCCAUGAGAGAAAGAAUCCUUUGCCCUGUUGUAAGCUUUAGCCAAAGUGAAACCAAUGACCACUUAAAGUCAGUUUCUAUGAGCCUUUGGAAAGAAGAAGAUGCUUUUCUAGAAUGGCUCGAUGACAAGGAACCUAAGUAGGUUCUUUAUGUGAAUUUUGGGAGUGCGGCAUUUUUAACACCCUAUCAACUCAAUGAGUUUGCUUGGGGUCUUGCCAUUAGCCAAAGGCCUUUCAUAUGCUUCAUUCGCGAGGAUCUUGUAGUUGGCGAAUCCGUAAUAUUAGAAAAAAAUUUUGUCGAAGCAACCAAAGAAAGAGGGCUAAUCUUGAGUUGGUGUAACCAGAUGAAAGUACUGUCACACCAUGCAAUUGGUGGCUUCCUAACUCACAGUGGGUGGAAUUCUACACUUAAGAGUAUUUGCAAUGGCAUGCCCAUGAUAUGUUGCCCCUUCUUUUACGAUCAACAAACAAAUUGCAGGUACGUUUGCAAGGAAUGGGGCAUUGGGAUGGAGAUAAACAAUGAUGUUAGGAGGGAGGAUGUGGAAGCAUCGGUGAGAGAAUUGAUGGACGGAGAGAAGGGUAAAGAGAUGCAGUUAAAGGCCAAGAAGUGGAAGGAGAGCUCAAAAAGUGCUCUUAAAUUUGGAGGUAGCUCUUAUAAUAACUUAGAGAGGCUAAUAAAAGGAAGUGCUUCUACAGAAACACUAAUCAAAUCUAAAUGUUUUCACAAAUUUUACUGGAAUGAUUUUAGAAGCUUGUAUGAAAACUCUAUCCUCCUGUAA
Amborella trichopoda is the source of this 1542-nucleotide messenger RNA. RefSeq names its product UDP-glycosyltransferase 85A4. Gene Ontology annotation, molecular function: quercetin 7-O-glucosyltransferase activity; quercetin 3-O-glucosyltransferase activity. NCBI's taxonomy places the organism in Eukaryota, Viridiplantae, Streptophyta, Magnoliopsida, Amborellales, Amborellaceae. The record is from RefSeq and is a predicted model, not a curated record.